CCUCUGGUCGUUGCGGUUGGAUGGGAGGCAGCUGCGGGGCUGACACGUAACUGAAGUUAAAGGUGCUAUGGAGGCCUCGUCGGGAACUUGAGGUUUUCACUUUUCCACAGCCACCUCUGAACCGCGGCCGCGGCUUUCCGUUCUGCAGAGGCAAAGGGAGACGCGGACGCAGACGGGUGCGCGCGACCUCGGGGUGUUCUGCCUCCUCUGCGGCGCCGAAGCGGAGUUUGACGUGAAGCGCGGCGGCAAUCGGAGCGGCUGCUUUGAAGUCACGGCCAGAGCCGAGUAGAUGUGGCCAUGCUCGGCAAACGCGCACACAACUAGAGCCUAGUGCGGAGCGUGCGUUUUCUGCGUGGAAAUGCUCGGCGCGUGAGCAUACGCGCACUUAAGUCUUCAACGGGAGUGGGGAAAAAAAAAAAAAAAAUUGAGUCGGAAGUUUCCCGCAGCAGAGACGGCGCAUUCUCGCGCAGACGGCGGGGACGGGUGCGGCGCGUCCAACAUGGGAAACGGGGUGUGCUCGCGCAGGCAGCGGAGGAUCUUCCAGUGUCUGCUGCUGCUCACGGUGGUCUGCGGGCUCCUGUACGGGAGCAUGGUGUCGUACGAGACGCACAAGCAGCUCAGGAGGGCGGAGGCGACGGCGCUGAAGUACCAGCAGCACCAGGAGUCUCUCUCCGCGCAGCUCCAAGUGGUGUAUGAGCACAGAUCCAGGCUGGAGAAGUCUCUACAGAAGGAGAGGUUAGAGCACAAAAAGGCCAAAGAAGAUUAUCUGGUUUAUAAACGUGGGGAAGCACAGCAGUCGCUGAACAAGGAGAAGCAAGACUCCAGCAGCCGAUUAAACUCUUUUCAAGUACAGCAUCAACUGUUAAAGAACCAGCACGAGGACCUGAAGAAGCAGUACGAUCUGCAGGAGCAGCUCCAGGUGCAGGGCGAGGACCAUAACCGGCUGCUGGACGAGCACAGAGACCGCUAUGACAAACUGCAGCAAGCCAAAGAGUCGGAAAUCUCCCAACUCAAAGGAAGUGUUUAUAACCUGAGAGAAGAAAAUAAACAACUAAGGAAAGCCCACCAUGAUAUUCAUAUGCAGCUACAGGACGCGCGGGUUCAGCAUCAGGAUCUGAAGACAGCACACGACCAGCUUGUACUAAGCCUGGAAGACCACAAGAGUGCGCUGUCUGUAGCUCAGGUACAGGUCAAUGAAUACAACCACCUGAAGGAGUCUCUGAACCGGGCACCCAGCCUGGGCCACGUGGAGCAAUCCUCUGUCUCUCAGCAACAAAAAGCCGCCGUCGAAGCACCCGAGCCUCACGUCCAUGAAGCCCAGCAGGAACAGCAGCCCAGCAGUACAGCACCAGCACACCAAGAGCAGCCUGCCCACGGUGACCGCCUGGAUGCUGAGUCACGGGUGGAGCAAGUGGAGGAGGCGCACCCCGCCUUGUCGGAGAGAGAGGAGGAUCAAGAGGGCGAGGCGGAGAGGAGGAGGGAGCUGGCAGAGGAGGAGAUGGCCCAAGCAGGACAGCCUCAGAAGCUGGAGGAAGACCCAGAUCAGCCACAGGAGGAGCAACAGGAGGAGGAGGAGGAGGAACAGCCAGACACGAACGCCUUGGACCGCCAGAGACGGCACCCACAGCAGGAUCCCCAUGAGCAGCUGCAUCCAGAAGCGCAGGCGGAGCGCGUGAAGUCGGCCUACGAACAGCAGCAGGAGCAGCAGCGCCUGGAGGCCGCGCGGGCCGAGGAGCGCAGGCAGGUCCAGAUACGGCAGGAGGCCGCGCGGGCCCAGAGAGAGAGGAUCCUGAAGGAGGGGGAGCAGAAGCUGAAGGAGGAGCGGGAGAAGGAGGCGCAGCAGCACAGGGAGGCCGACCGACGCGAACAGCUGCUGAGAGAGGAGCAUCAAAGGAGGAGGAACGAGUAUGAAAACACAGACAAUGACAUCGUCCCAGGAGAGGCAGAAGAGAGAGACGUUCACAUGCUACAAGAGGACGAGGGUAAACAAGGGGUGGAUCACAGAGUGCCACCGCAUCAACAGGGUGCCGUCGAUGGCGAGCUGGACCCAGAGGACGACCCCAACAACCAGGGAGAGGAUGAGUUUGAGGAGGCGCAGGACGAGCGGCCGCAGCACAGGGUUGCAGAGGAGGACGAAGAUGUGGUGGAUGAGGAAGAGGAGCCCGCAGCGCCGGCCCAGCACAUGGGUGCUCACACAGGCCCUGAACAGCCCGUAGCGGACGAGGAGCUGGUGAUGGCAGGAAACCCCGAUCAGCAGGAAGAUGCCCUGGAUGAUCAAUACCAGGAGGAAGGAGAGGAUGAGGCUCAGGAGGACAUAGCCGGUGGGCAGAAGAGAGGGGAAGCAGGGGAGGAGGAAGGAGAGGAUCCUUACAAUGAGGAGAACAUGGAACAGGAUGAGGAAAAGAAUCAGGGCGGGCUGCGAAAGGAGGGGGAUCACGGAAAAGACGUGGAAAACGAGGAGGAAAACUACGAGGAGGAAGAGGAGGAUGCGGUGGAGGAAACGGCCGGUCAAGAAAAGGGAACCCGGCGCAGGGCAGAGAUGUAGCACGGACGCACACGCUGACCACUCGCAGUGCCUUUGCUCCUGCCUGCGGAGCCUGCCAGGCUUUUAUUUCCCUCCUUUCUCAAAGGAAUAAAUCAGCCAUCUAUUCAGAUUCCCAAUUUGGAAUAUAAUGCUGGAAGACCGGAGGCUGUUCAGAUGCUGUAAAUGGACCUGACCAGGUUACACUGUGGAAAUGGACAGAAUUCACACGAAGACAAUAGGAUAUAUUGUAUUAUUAUAUUUCUUUGUUAAAUUGCUCGUCUGUUUGAUGACCUGUCUGGUUUUAUUCUGUUUCUUUAACAGCAGACAGGCAGAGAAUGUAUUUUUAUCAUGUGCUGUCACUGUGUAAAGGAGGCAGAAACGCUGAGGUCCUCGUGAUCAGGCUUUUAUUUGUAUGUUUUGUGCUAACCGAUGUAUCUCUGUGGAGCUCAUUGGAAUUCCCUGUACAUUUUGCCUUUCUCUCAAGUGACUUUCCGUUAUUUAUUGUUGCAUUGUAACGACUCAGACAAUCAUGUAAAGGUGCAGCCUUCUCAUUUCAGCCAGUGAAUUUUAACAGACUACAUCAUACUGUACAUACAGUAGCAUCUUCUUCUGUUAUUGCAACCAUGUUCUGACACGUGCCUUUCCACUUCUGACCUUUGCCAGAAAUGACUGUCAUUUUCCACUUUAGGAGUGCUCGGGAGGCAAGACUGUUUCCUGUCGACUGCUGGUGUGAAGAGAAUUCACAAAUGAACGUUACUUAAUGCAAAACUAUUUACUCUAUUCUACAAUGUAUAGUCAAACUUUCUGACCAUUUGUACAUUUUUACCAGUUAAAUUUGAUACAAAAGUGGGAUUUUGGUUGUAUUGAAUCAUGUUUGUCACCUGGCAAUGGUGAGUGGAAUAAAGAGGAUUUUAUGUUA
This is a messenger RNA of Betta splendens (Siamese fighting fish), 3443 nucleotides long. RefSeq names its product golgi integral membrane protein 4a (gene golim4a). The record is from RefSeq and is a predicted model, not a curated record. NCBI's taxonomy places the organism in Eukaryota, Metazoa, Chordata, Actinopteri, Anabantiformes, Osphronemidae. Gene Ontology annotation, cellular component: Golgi apparatus; Golgi membrane.